GGAGGGACGUGCUAAAAUCCAGUCGCUUUUUCAGGCCUUUUGCACAUUGGAUGCUUCUGCUGUCGCUACAGCAAACGUUUGCAAUUUUAUGGUGGAAAAAACCUGUUGCCACCUGAAAAGACACCCUCAUUUUUUCUACCAGGUGUGAGACACACAUCUGAAUUGCUACACCGGUUGAACUACCAAGGAGUGCAGAGCGUGAAUUUCUGCCAAAAAUUGGGACUGUUGCACAGGCUUAGUCUUCCCGAGGAUGCCUCUUCCGAAGAAAGGAAAAGUGAAAGAAAGAAGGAAGCAAAAGUCAUCAGCUCUAGGUGAGGAGAGACACAAAAAGGCAUCGCUGGAGGCCGACGCACUUAAGCAGCACUUGGUUCUCCAGAGAGACAUGGCCAAACAAGCCAUGAUCGACAGGGAAGGAUUCAGGCAGAGGCUGACAGAACUGGAGAGAAACCUGGAGGAAGCCCAGAAAGACAAAAAGGAUAUUUAUGAAGAGAUGAUUCGUCAAUAUCAGCAGUUUCAGCGCCAGACUGACACCCAGAUACAGCGUUUGGAAGCUGAAAAGCAGAACCUGCAAGAACAACUUGCUGCCUGCCAAAGAAAACUGCAGCGGAGUGAAGAGGACCGAGCAAAGAUCUCGGAGGAGAAGGACAAAGCUGUGGCCGAGAUGCAGCAGAAGGCCGAGGAGAUGGAGAAGGAAUGUGAAAGAAUCCUGCACGAUAGUUUGGAUCAGGUGCUUUCCAAGCUACAAACCGCCAAACUGGGCUGGGAGACUGAGGCUGCCCUCAUCCAUACAGAAUAUAAGAAUAUGCUAAAAGAGUUUGGACUGAACCCGCUGGAGAUCUGAAGCAGCGUUCAAGCAGAGCUAAGGUCUCUCUCCUUAUCCUCCCUGGGGUCUCAUAUUGCCACAGACAUUAAAAUAUACUUGU
Protobothrops mucrosquamatus (brown spotted pit viper) is the source of this 923-nucleotide messenger RNA. RefSeq names its product coiled-coil domain containing 153 (gene DRC12). The record is from RefSeq and is a predicted model, not a curated record. The transcript has 6 exons. NCBI's taxonomy places the organism in Eukaryota, Metazoa, Chordata, Lepidosauria, Squamata, Viperidae. Bases 251 to 841 code for a protein of 196 amino acids.